Molecule: messenger RNA, 2158 nt
Organism: Oryzias melastigma (Indian medaka)
Lineage: Eukaryota; Metazoa; Chordata; Actinopteri; Beloniformes; Adrianichthyidae
Product: integral membrane protein 2A
Exons: 6
Coding region: 295-1035 (246 amino acids)
Biological process (GO): negative regulation of amyloid precursor protein biosynthetic process
Cellular component (GO): extracellular exosome; Golgi apparatus; plasma membrane
Molecular function (GO): amyloid-beta binding
Source: RefSeq, a predicted model, not a curated record
UUUUUCUUGAACAGUUAUUCAGAGACAUCUGGGGUAUAACAAAAGCCAGACAUCUAAAACUGUUCACGUUUCCUGAAGGUCACGUUUCCAGAGCGCGAGGACGUCUGUCGCGUCAUUGAUAUUUUUAAUCCCCCCCUCCUCUUCAGCCACCGGAAGCGCUAGACAGAGCCGUGGAAGCAAAGUGCGUCACAGCGCUGAGCCGCAGAGGAUCAGCUGAGGAGCUGCGCUGCACCGCCGAAGAGUCGUUCCGCGUCGCUGUGCUGCAGAAACCCGAGCUCCCGUCCGCGCGGCAGCAUGGUGAAGAUCGCCUUUAACUCGGCCCUGGCGCACAAGGCGCUGGGCAAAGAGAAUCCUGCCGCUGCCAAGGAUCCUGAAGUGGCCUCUGUUCCAGUGGUCACAGAGGGAUCCACAGGUCGCUGCCUGCUCACCCUGCUGGGCAUAGCCUUCAUCCUGAGCGGGCUCAUCGUGGGGGCAGCGUGUCUGUACCGGUAUUUCACUCCAAAGAGGCUGUACCACGGCGCCAUGCAGUUCAGCGACGUGCUGACCCCCGAGGAGAGCCAGCCGUACUACCUGCCGCGGGUGGAGGAGGAGGUGGAGAUCUCCGACAACAUGGCGGUCAUCAGCGUCCCCCCGCCCCGCUUUAGGCCCGGAGACCCCGCCUACAUCCUGCACGACUUCCACAGGAAGCUGACGGCGUACCUGGACCUGACUCUGAGGACCUGCUUCGUGAUCCCCCUGAACACCUCUGUGGUGCUCCCCCCUCAGGACCUCAUUGACCUCUUCUCACAGCUGAUGUCCGACUCGUACCGCAGCUAUCUGGUGCACGAGGACCUGGUGGUGACCGAGCGCAUCGACGACGUCAAACCUUUGGGCUUCUACAUUCGCCGGCUGUGCGACGGAAAAGAAACCUACAGAAUGCAGCGCCGUUCCAGCCUGCCAGGUGGAGGCAUCCAGAAGCGUUCUGCCGAGGACUGCUUCACCAUCCAUCACUUUGAGAACAAGUUUGUGACGGAGACCCGGAUCUGCAAGGCCUGAUGGGAAAGCACAAGAAUAAUAAAAAAAGACGGUAGAGCCAGCAGAGAGAGGGAGUCACAGAGGUAAAGAGUGGGUGGGAGGGGAUGAAACCGACAUCAGAAGAAAGCUACUUUUGUACAAAAAUUCCAGUGUUGCUUUUUCAGCUAGUCGAUUUGAGUUCCCGCAUUUGAACCUAGAAGCCUCUCCUCUGCCGCAGACAUGCAGACGUCGUAGCUGUUUUACUCAAUAUUCUCUCGCUUACGUUGUGCGAUUAACCCCCGUUGAGUUUCUGUUGACUAUGUUUUGUUGCUGAGCAGAUUUUAUUGCUGUUACUGUGUUCUAGCACCUUCUGACCAGAGUUGUUAGUCGUUCUACUGAAAAGUGAAUUCCAGACAUGUCUCGUGUGAUCCCACUCAUGCCAGUAACCUAAAUACAGAUGUGUCAGUAUAUACUACUAUAGGUGUAAUUGAUGUAAUGAAGUGCAAGUACAUCACACACAUAGGAGUCCUUCAUCGUUGCUUUUUAUCGAAGAUGCACACGACCAGCGCUGUACUACCCACGGCUUCUUCUGUCUGUGUUGUGUUUUAGCGUAACCUAGCACUCUAGCAUCGUCAACAUGCAGGUAUUGUGUUUAAAAAUAAUUUAAAAAAUACAUAAAAAAACCUUAAAAACUGAGAGAUUUGAGUUUAAAGACCGGAUGAGCAAAAAGGGAAAUUUCUUCUAAUUUGAAGUCUUAUCUUACAACUUAAGAGUUCCUAAUUUAUUGUUCUUUGAGACUGCUGUAAGGAUUUUUUUAAACGUGUUUUAACGAAACAGCUUAGCUGCUUGGAUUUGUUUGCAGUGAUCAACUUUUAGGUUUCUUUGUAAAGCACAUUUUAAUUUAAAGUGCUUUGAAGAAAAUAAAAUGAUACAAUUUAAUAUAAGUGUGAGCAAUAAAAUGUUAAAUUAGAAAAAAAACAUGAAUAAAAACCAUGUGUUGAAUAACUUGAGUAAUUUUUGUUGUUCUGGGAGACAAUCAGUGAGAAGUUAAAGUGGCUUUGGACUGCUUUUGUUACAGAACGAUACAAGAUGUGAAUGAAAUGUGUGUAAAGUACUAAACCGAGCUAGUUGUUGAAUAAAGUUCCUUUUCUUUACCUACAGAAAA